Molecule: messenger RNA, 1695 nt
Organism: Eutrema salsugineum
Lineage: Eukaryota; Viridiplantae; Streptophyta; Magnoliopsida; Brassicales; Brassicaceae
Product: putative pumilio homolog 10
Exons: 6
Coding region: 1-1695 (564 amino acids)
Biological process (GO): post-transcriptional regulation of gene expression
Cellular component (GO): cytoplasm
Molecular function (GO): mRNA binding
Source: RefSeq, a predicted model, not a curated record
AUGUUUGACGACAAAUUUAUGGGUUUUGGAGGUUUUCAUCAUCACGGUGAUUUCAACAUACAGAGAGCCGAUUCCGAACGACCUUAUUCCGAUCGUCGUCUCCCUGAUGGGUUUUUACAGAAUCUCGACACAAACCCAUUUCUCAAAAACCAGAGCUACAACAAUAGCGAUAUGGUGGAUAAUGGUCUGGAUUUGUGUAAAAAGCUUAACAAAAUGGGUAUCUCCUGUGACAUGAGUAUCUGGAGCAGACCCGACCCGGUUGAUUUCGGGUCUAGAAGAACUCUCCAUGGGUUUUCUUCUGGAUUCGAUCGGAAUCUGUGUGGAGGAGGAGCUUCUAACAUUUCCUCUGGUUUUCUUCGAAAGAGCUCCUCUCAUGGACUUUCUCAGGGAGAGCUUAGAUUGCUUGGCUUUCAAGACUCUUUUAACCCCAACGGAUUUAGAGAGAUGAUGACUCAGAAGAAUCAAAGAGAUUUUCUCUUCGACCAUAUGAACCGACCCAUCAAGCGUUCUUCUCCUUGUAUUAGAGCCGUCUCUCUCGGCAACGACGCAUUUAUGGGCUCGUUGAUGUUUGAGGGAAAUAGGGUUUCUCGUGCCCUAAACACCAUGGAAGCUUCUUAUCCAGAGGUCUCUCUUGGGAAAGAUGCGUUGAUGUUUGAGGCAAAUAGGGUUUCUCGUGCUCUAGACGCCAUGGAAGGUCCUAAAGCUUGUUAUCCAGAGAAUAGAUUACCUUUGGAUCUAGCCUCCAUGGUUAACAUCUACGGAUCUGUGAACUUAAUGGCCAAAGACCAGAUUGGUUGCAGGGUUUUGCAGAAAUUGGUCGAUGAAAGAAAGAUUCUUGCUGCUAUAUUCUUUGAAACCAUUGACCAUGUCGUUGAACUUUCCAUGGAUCCUUUUGGGAAUUACAUCGUCCAAAAGCUGUUGCUUGUGUGUGACGAGGAACAAAGGACGCUGAUUAUGAGUGUGUUAACCUCAAAUCCAGUGGAGCUCAUCAAAAUCUGUCUCAACAAUUAUGGGACACGGGUUGUCCAGAAGAUGAUAGAAACGGUGAAAACAAAACAGCAGAUCGGGAUGAUAAAGUCAGGUCUUAAAUCGGAAUUUGUUGCUCUUGCUAAAGAUUUGAAUGGGUACCAUGUGAUUCAGACUUGCUUGGAUUCUCUUGGUCCUAACGACAAAAAGUUUGUCUUGGAAGCUGCUACGAAGUACUGUGCUGAGAUAGCAACUCAUCGCCACGGAUGUUUUGUGCUUCAAUGCUGCGUUUCAAACUCUCUUGGAGAGCAACGUGAGAGACUAGUCGAUGAGAUAUCAAGAAACUCACGUCACCUCUCUCAAGAUCCUUUCGGGAACUAUGUGGUGCAGUUUCUGAUAGAACAAAAAGUAUCUUCAGUGAAGUUACUGAUUCAGUUUAGAAUGCAUUACGCCGAGCUAGCGACUCAGAAAUUCAGUAGCCAUGUGAUGGAGAAAUGUCUUAGGCAAUAUCCUCAGAGUCGAGCUGAGAUUGUCCGGGAGCUUCUAUCUGUUCCAAACUUUGAACAUAUCUUGCAAGAUCCUUACGGAAACUACGUUAUCCAAACUGCUCUCUCUGUAACCAAGGGUCACGUUCGUGCGAGGUUGGUGGAGAAAGUGAGUAGGUUUGGGAUCCUAAAGUGGAGUCCUUAUUGCAAGAAGAUAUUCUCCAGGACCUUCUUGAAGAAGUGA